AUGGCGGCGGCGACGGCGGCGCGCGACGCCGCCGCGGCGUUCGCCAGGGCGUUGUUCGCGGACGAGGCGUCGACGGAGGCGUUCGCGAGGGCGGUGCGAGGCGAUUCAGGGGAGAUGCAGGGGAAGGCGGUGUUUUUCGAGGCGCCGCUCGCGGCGUGCGGGACGCUCGAGCGCGUGCUGGAGAUGGGCGCGAAGGCGAACGCGCCGGCGGAGAAGCGCGUUGGAGCGAUCGCGACGCGGUCGAGGUUGGUCUCAGCGAGCGACGUGGAGAGCGCGAUCGGGUGUGGGCUGGCGAAGGAGGACGUGCGAGCGUUCGAGGAGGCGUGCGCGCGGACGACGGGGGAAGAGGAGUUCGGCGUCGUCCUGAGCGUCGGUCUACCGUGCUCGACGAACGUCGUGCGGUUCGCCGUCGUGCGAGGUGGGAUGUUGGAGAUGGAUGAUCGCGUCGUCGAUCCCGCGGCGCCGUCGAUUUGGGCGAUGAAGCCGAAGAGCACGCCGGAGGCGCCGACGAAGGAGACCCAGUGGCUGUAUUGCACCGACCGAGGCAUGGAUCGCGCGGAGAAGAUGCCUCACUUUAAGUGGACGGGAGAUCUACGACCGGCGAAAAUCUCGCACGACGAGCGAUACUUCCGCGGUCUGCUCGCGGUCCCGGAGGACGUUGUGAAGACGGAUUACGCAGAGACGUCGUAUCCCAAAUCGGAAGCCGAGUCUCGUCUACAACAGGUCAUGCACGAGCUGAGCGAAAAUGAGAAGAAGCAGCUGCACAAGUGCUGUAUUGUCUCGCGAGGUGCGCUCGAUGCGGUCGUUCGAGCAAUUCGCCCGGGCGUCGUUCCCGAUGAACUCGAUCGCAUUUGCCACAACUACAUCACCGCACACGGGGGCUACCCGUCACCGUUGAACUACUACGGCUUCCCGAAAUCGUGUUGCAUCUCCGUGAACGAGGUAAUCUGUCACGGAAUCCCCGACGCUCGCCCCCUGGAGAAGGGUGAUAUCGUCAAUAUUGACGUCACGGCGUAUAUUUACGGCUAUCACGGCGACUUGAACGAAACCGUUCUUGUCGGCAAGCCCGAGGACGUGGAUGAGAAAUCGAAGCACUUGCUCAAGGUUGCCCUGGAGUGCCUGUGGCGAGGGAUCGAUAUUGUGAAACCAGGAACGCGAUACCGCGAUAUCGGCAACGUCGUCACCAGCCACGCGAAUGCAAACGACUGCUCUGUCGUGAAGACGUACUGCGGUCACGGCAUCAACACGCUCUUCCACUGCGCCCCGAACGUUCCGCACUACGCGAACAACAAAGCGACGGGAUCGAUGAAAAAGGGUCACUCGUUCACGAUCGAACCCAUGAUCAACCUCGGCGAAUGGCGAGACGUCACUUGGCCCGACGGUUGGACCGCAGUGACCAAGGAUGGUUCUCGCUCCGCGCAAUACGAGCACACCAUGGUAUGCACCGACGACGGUGUCGAGGUGCUCACAGCCCGCCUUCCCACCUCCCCCGCCGUCUUUCCUUUCGUCUCCGAGACCGAGGAGAGCUCCGUGGACUCCCUCACCGGCCGCAUGGCCGCCGCGACGUUGUAA
Messenger RNA from Ostreococcus tauri, 1572 nucleotides. Its product is annotated as Peptidase M24, methionine aminopeptidase. Gene Ontology annotation, biological process: proteolysis. The coding region runs from base 1 to 1572 and encodes 523 amino acids. The transcript has a single exon. Lineage: Eukaryota; Viridiplantae; Chlorophyta; Mamiellophyceae; Mamiellales; Bathycoccaceae. The record is from RefSeq and is a predicted model, not a curated record. Gene Ontology annotation, molecular function: metalloaminopeptidase activity.